Molecule: messenger RNA, 8729 nt
Organism: Numida meleagris (helmeted guineafowl)
Lineage: Eukaryota; Metazoa; Chordata; Aves; Galliformes; Numididae
Gene: ZBTB5
Product: zinc finger and BTB domain containing 5
Exons: 2
Coding region: 596-2620 (674 amino acids)
Biological process (GO): regulation of transcription by RNA polymerase II
Cellular component (GO): nucleus
Molecular function (GO): RNA polymerase II cis-regulatory region sequence-specific DNA binding; protein binding; DNA-binding transcription factor activity, RNA polymerase II-specific
Source: RefSeq, a predicted model, not a curated record
GGCUGCCGUGCGUGAGAACUCCUGCCGGUGUGGCCUUUUGCGGGCUGCCGUUGUCUGGCCCAGCCCCGCUCCCCGCGUCGCGAUACCGGCGCUGGAGGAGGAGCUUGGAGCGGGUCUGUAGCGGUGGCGGUGCGCAGGAUCGGUCCCCUGAGGGAGGGACGCAGCGCUGGGACGUUUUAACCGGUGGGGGGAACGUAAGGGUCUCCUGGCGUGCAGCCUCAGUGCGUACCGGAGCCACCUGCCUUUCCCCGUCCGGAGUUCAUGUAACAGCCUGGAGACUGUAGGGAAGGGUAUCCUGAGGUGGCAUGGAAGGGAACAGGCCUUCCUGUCGCACGUUUGUGUAGUUACUGCCUUGCUCGUCUUAGCUGUGCUGUGGAGGAUUGCACUUGCCUGGGGAGGUGGUAGCUGCCCUGUUAGCACACAGCAGCUCUCCAUCCCUUCCUUCUGCUUCUUGCUAAUGAUGCGGGGCAUGUUGCACCCACCUUGCAGCUGAUGGUUUGUCUCACGCUGACAGAGCCAUGUGGUGGAUAAGCUGGAAACCAGUCUGCUGCUGUGGCACUGUGCUGUAAGCCUGUCUGUUACAGGAAAAAGGAUCAUGGAUUUUCCGGGACACUUUGAGCAAAUCUUUCAGCAGCUCAACUACCAGAGGCUUCAUGGCCAGCUUUGCGACUGCGUCAUUGUGGUGGGAAACAGGCAUUUCAAAGCCCAUCGCUCUGUCUUAGCAGCAUGUAGUACGCAUUUCCGAGCUCUCUUUACUGUAGCAGAAGGAGAUCAAACCAUGAAUAUGAUUCAGCUGGAUAGUGAAGUGGUGACAGCAGAAGCUUUUGCUGCUCUCAUAGACAUGAUGUACACUUCCACACUUAUGCUUGGAGAGAGCAACGUUAUGGAUAUCUUGCUGGCUGCAUCUCACUUGCAUUUAAACUCUGUUGUUAAAGCAUGCAAACACUACCUUACUACCAGGACACUGCCAAUGUCUCCACCAAGUGAUAGGGUUCAAGAGCAAAAUGCACGCAUUCAAAGGUCUUUCAUGCUUCAGCAGCUUGGGCUGAGCAUUGUGAGCUCUGCAUUAAAUUCCACUCAGAGCUCAGAGGAACAGCCAAGCACUAUGAGUUCCUCAAUGAGAAGCAACAUAGAACAGCGCUCUACUUUUCCUAUUCGCCGUCUUCACAAGCGUAAACAGUCUUCUGAAGAUCGGGCCAGGCAGCGAAUGAGGCCUGCCAUAGAUGAGGCUGUUUCUGACGUGGCUCCUGAGAGCGGGCAGUCUGUUGUUCAUUCACGGGAGGAUUUCUUUUCACCAGAUUCACUGAAGAUAGUGGACAACUCUAAGGCUGAUGCUGUCACCGAUAACCAGGAAGAUAAUAAUAUUAUGUUUGAUCAGUCUUUCAGUGCUCAGGAAGAUACUCAAGUGCCCAGUCAGUCUGACAACAGUGGAGGAAACAUUUCACAGAUGUCCAUGGCAUCGCAGGCAACACAAGUGGAAACCAGCUUUGACCAGGAGGCUACAUCUGAGAAAAACAACUUCCCGUGUGACAAUCCAGAGGUUAGCAUAAAUGAAAAAGAGCACAUGAGGGUGGUGGUUAAAUCUGAGCCCUUGAGUUCCCCGGAGCCUCAGGAUGAGGUGAGUGAUGUCACUUCCCAAGCAGAAGGCAGUGAGUCUGUUGAAGUGGAAGGAGGAGUUGUGAGUGCAGAGAAGAUAGAGCUGAGUCCUGAGAGCAGUGAUCGUAGCUUUUCUGAUCCGCAGUCUACUACAGAUAGGGUGGGAGAUAUCCAUAUUAUGGAGGUGUCAAAUAACCUGGAACACAAGUCUACUUUCAGUAUCUCAAAUUUUCUGAAUAAAGGCAGAGGUGGCAGCUAUGGUGCUAGUCAAAAUACUGAUGACAACAUUCCAAACACAACGAGUGACUGCAGAAUGGACAGUGAUGCUUCUUUCCUGAUGAGUCCAGAGACAGGGCCUGCUGGUGGUCAUUCAUCUGCCACAGUCUCUCAUGUUGAGAAUCCGUUCAGUGAGCCUGCAGAAUCCCAUUUUGUUAGACCAAUGCAGGAUGUGAUGGGUCUUCCCUGUGUACAGACGUCUGGGUAUCGGGCUGCGGAACAGUUUGGUAUGGACUUCCCAAGGUCAGGCUUGGGCCUGCAUUCUUUGUCAAGGGCAAUGAUAGGCUCUGUAAGAGGAGGAGCCAGUAGCUUUCCUGGGUACCGCCGCAUAGCCCCCAAAAUGCCUGUUGUAACCUCCGUCAGGAGCUCCCAGCUGCAGGAUAACUCACCUAGUUCCCAGCUGAUCAUCAAUGGGACCACUUCUUUUGAAAACGGGCAUCCUUCGCAACCUGGUCCUCCACAGUUGACACGGGCAUCUGCAGAUGUUCUUUCAAAAUGUAAGAAAGCCUUAUCUGAGCACAAUGUCUUGGUUGUAGAAGGUGCACGCAAAUAUGCAUGUAAGAUCUGCUGCAAGACUUUUUUGACCUUAACAGACUGUAAGAAACACAUCCGUGUGCACACAGGAGAGAAGCCUUAUGCCUGCCUGAAGUGUGGCAAACGGUUCAGCCAGUCCAGCCACCUUUAUAAACAUUCCAAAACAACAUGCCUGAGGUGGCAGAGUAGCAACCUACCUAGCACUUUGCUUUAACUGCUAGCACCUCCCAGCCUGAACGAGAGUGCCAGUACAAACUCUUAACUCUCUGAAGCACUGCAGGAGCAUUAACACUAUUUUGCUCAAGCUAAGAAGCUGCUUUCGUAGGUCUGUGAACAGUUGUGUGUGGUUAUGCCACACACAAAAGUCUUGAUUCUAUAAAUUGGGGAUAAUACCUUACCUACCUCACAGGGGUGUUGUGAGGAUUAGACAACUAUUAGCAAAUAACUUUGAGGUCCUCAGAAGUCUGUAGAUCUGUAAAACAUUAUUGUUAUGUACACGCAGGCCUGGGGCUCAAUGGGGAUACGGUCCCUACAACAAAUUUCCUUUGCAAAACGGAGGGGUGGGGUUGAGUGAGAGUGUAGUUGUCUCACAGAAUCAUAGAAUGGCAUGGGUUGGAAGGGACCUUAAAGAUCAUCAAGUUCCAACCUCCCUGACAUGGACGGGGUUGCCACCCACUUGAUCAGGUUGCCUAGGGCCCCAUCCAACCUCCAGGAAUGGGGCAUCCAGAACGUCUGUGGGCAGCCUGUUCCAGUGCCUCACCACCCUCAAUAGUGAAAAUUUUCUUCCUAAUAUCUAAUCUAAACCUGCUCUCUUUUAGUGUAAAGCCAUUACUCCAUGUCCUACCAUUACACUCCCUGAAGAAAAAUCCCUCCCAAGGUUUCCUGUAGGGCUCUCUAGGUAUUAGCUGCAGUGAGAUAUCUCUGGAGCCUUCUCCAGGCUGAACAAGCCCAGCUCUCAGCCUGUCUUUGUAGGAGAGGUGCUCCAGUCCUCUGAUCAUCUUUGUGGCCUUCUCUGGACCCGCUCAAACUGCGCUAUGUCUUUCUUGUGCUGGGGAUGCCAGGCCUGAAUAAAAUACUCCAACUGGGGCCUCAGGAGGGCAGAGCAGAGGGGGACAGUCCCCUCCCUGCCCUGCUGCCACCCCCUUGUUGAUGCAGCCCAGGACACAGCUGGCCAUCCGGGCUGCAGGCACACACUCCUGGCUCAUGCCCAGCUUUCCGCCUACCAGGAGCCCAAGUCCUUCUCUGCAGGGCUGCUCUCAAGGAAUUCUGUCCAGUCUGUUCAUGUGUCUGGGGUUGCCUCUCCCAGUGUGCAUCUUCUUGCCCUUGACCUUGUUGAACCUCAUUAGGUUCAUGUGUGCUCCAUUUUCAAGCUUGUUCAGGUCCUUUUGGAUGGCAUCCCUUCCUUCUGCUGUGUCAACUGCUCCACUCAGCUUGGUGUCAUCAGCACAUGUGCUGAGGGUACCCUCAAUCCCAGUAUCUAGGUCAUUGAAGAAGAUGUUAAAGAGUGCCGGUCCAAAGAUGGAUCCCUGGGGGAUGUCAUUCGUGGCCGGCCUCCACCUGGACACAGAACAGUGGAUUGCAGCCAUCUGGCUCUGACCAUCCAGCCAAUUCCUUAUCCACUACUAGUCCACCCUUCAGUAUCUAAUUUAGAGAUAAGGAUGUGGUUAAGGACCAUGUCAAAGGCGUUCCAGAAGUACAGACAUUGGUCUUUUUGCUGAUGCUGUCGCUCCAUCAUAAAGGCCACUAGACUGGUCAGGCACAGUCUGCCCUUGUUGAAGCCAUGCUGGCUGUCUCAGAUCACCUCCUUGUCUGGCAUGUGCCUUAACAUAGCUUCCAUGGAGGAUCUGCUGCAUGAUCUUCCCAGGCACAGCUGUGAGGCUCAGCAGCUUCUAAUUCCCUGAAUCUUCCUUUCUGUCCUUAAAAAACGGGUCACCAGUCACUGGGGAUUUCACCUGACAGCAUUGACUAUUCAAAUAUGAUGGAGAGCAACUCAGCAACCACAUCAGCCAGCUCCUUUAGGACCCUGGGAUGCAUGUCAUCUGGUCACAUGGACCUGUACAUAUUCAGUGUCAUCAUGUGGUCUUGAACUUGCUCUUCUCUUACAGUAGGAGGGAUUUUGCUCCCCCCCUCCCCCCACUCCUCCAACUGCUGCCCAGAGGUUAAGGGAUGUGAAGAUUCAGAAAUACAAGAGACAGGGGAAGCCUGGCUGCCAGUGAAGACAGGCCAAGAACUCACUGAGUACCUCAGCCUUCUCCAUCUCUGUUGUAGCCAGUUCUCCCUUCUCCUUACUCAGAGGAGAUACCCUCUCCUUGGCCUGUCUCUUCUGACCUGUGUACCCUUGUUAAUUUUCACAUCCCUCGCCAAGUGCAGUUCCAUCUGUGCCUUGGCUUUUCUGAUCCCAUCUCUGCACAUCGUGACAGCAUCCCUGUAUUCUUCCCAGGCCACACAUCCCUGCUUCCACUGUCUUUGCAUUCCCUUCUUUUCCCUCAGUUUGACCAGUGGGUCCUUGCACAGCCACGAUGGUUUCCUGCCUCCUCUGCUUGAUUUCUUAUACUUGGGGAUGGAGAGAUCUUGCACUCUCAGAAAUGUAUUCUUAAAGAGCUGACAGCUCUGUUUAUUCCUUCUCCCCGCCAGCACAGCUUCCCAGGGGAUCUCUUCCAGUAAUUCCUUAAUUAGCUGAGAGUUCGCUCUCCUGAAGUUCAGAGUCCUGCUCUUCUCCAGGUCCGUGUUCCUCGAGAUCACAAAUUCAACCAGGGCAUGGUCACUCCAGCCCAGGCUGCCUCCAGUCUUAGAAGAGCUCCUCUGCAUUAGGGAGCGCAAGCUCCAGGAACACUUCACUUGUGCUUGGUUUGCCUAAUGCCUGGACCUGGGAGCUGUCCUCCACACAUUCAUGAAGUAACAUGUUUCGAGAAUGAGAAACUGAAGUGCAAAUUUCCUAUUUUUUUUUCUAAAAUAUUUUGUAAAAGUGAAAGCAUUUAAAUAAAUAACCUGCAAAAAUCAAGUUGUUGCAUUAGGUGUGAACAAUAAUGCAAAGAGCUGUUUGCUACAGCCAGUGCAGAUUGCAUAUCUUGAAAAGAAAACCAACUUUGGAUGCAUCUGUCUGACAUAGAAUGCUUUAAAAUAUGCUAAUUAUGAAAAUAGUUUAGGGUUCUGAAUGUAUGUUUGCUUGUUUUGUAGUAAAAAACACUGUGUAAUGAAGGUGCUUAAAUUAAAUCCAAGAAAAGUAAAUUUUGGACUACCAGAUGUAUAUAUACUUGGAAUACUGCAAGAUCUGGAUGUUUCACUGAUAUUUUUCUGUAGAAACUUGUAUUAAGUGAUAAGUGAAGUAUGUUUCUUGUUUGUGCUAUUCUUAGCAGUAUUUUAACCAAUUUGUAUUUCCUAUCUUAAAAUUCCAUAUACACAAAAGUCUGAAAAGAGCUUGUGUUUGUCUGCUUUGUUGUUUUCAAAGAGAGAGGGAGUUUGUGAUGGCAUUUUUUUAGUCUGUAAGGUAGUCUCUUGCUGCUUCCCAACGUGCCGGUAGUCAGUCCAAUCCACACUAUUGCCCAAGCACACUGUUCUGUUUUGGCACUCUUCAGCUUCAGGCUUUAAUUUCCUCCCCCAUUCACUGACUUCCCCUCUCAGCUAUGGAUUGUCCUUCAGAUCAGAGCGGGGGGGGAGGAACCUCAAUUUCCAUGUUUACUUACAUCUCUUGUAAAGUGUAGUUAUCAAAUCCAGUCUUUCUGUUUGAAGUAGUGUCAUAAAUGUACUUUUCUACAAAAAAAAAAAAACCCACAAAAACCCUAGCAUACAUUUAAUUUUAAAAAAAGCACUGUACACUUUGUAAAGCAGAAAUUCAGUGAUCUUUAUUCUUCAAGAGAUCUACGUAAGUCUUGUUAUAAUUUCCUCCUCUUUGACUCCAUUGUGACUAAUAGCGUUUGCAGUCUCUUGCCUUUGUUAAAGGUGCACGUGAACUUUCAUAUCGUGAAGCUUUCAUAUCCUGGGUUUCUGCAAGACGUUUUGGAGCACUUCUGCUGAUAAAUGUUGUUCUACCAUUAAGGAGCUGAACCAGGUUUUCAGCGCACCCAUUCUGCUCAGGAGAGACAGAUGUUUAAUGUUCCCUGACAUUUAAGUCACAGAGCAACUGAUUCCUAUUAAUAUAAAAAUGUUUGCAAACUUUCUCUUUUUCCUUUUUUUUAAAAAUUCUGUGGGUAGUAAAUGUAUCCUCUGUUAUGGUACUCAGCAGUUUUAAGGAGUUUGUGCUCUCUAGCAGAUAAUCUUCUUAAACAUCUCAGACUUAGAUUUGAGUGAACAAAAUGAGAUCCUCAUCCAGAGUCCCAUCGGUCAUUUAAUGGGAUGAGCUAUGAACAUUGUCGAGGCUUCCAAACCAAACAUUGUCAGACCAAAGGAAACAUAGGAAGCAUUCUGUAUUUGGCUUACAUGUGAAACAGCAGUAAGCUAAUGAAGGAAUAUGUGGGUACAGCUCUCCGUGCUGAAGGUUGCCAGAAGUCUGUCAGUGUGUCAUUUGUACCUUGAGCGUCCAAGGUAAGGAGGAGCGUGGGAGCAUCACGAACAGCAAACAGUUGGGUGAGCUCCUCUGCUUAGGGGCUGUAUUCUAGCUUGUGAUCUUUAAAGAUGUACAGAAAUGUGCCACGUUUUUAAAAAGCAGUAGGAUAUGCUGCAUUUAGUUUGAUAACCAUUUUUGGUGUCAGGGGACCCAAAGCAUUGAGGUUCACUAACCGAUCUCACUGAAACAUCAAUAAGAUGUAGAAUUUUGUACUCUAACGUUUUCUUCCUCUUGUCAUGCCUUGCCAAUAGCAUUCUGGCUGAUUAUUUAUCCUCCUUGCAUUUCUACCAGUUUCUGGAGGAUUUUUCUAUUUUUUUCACUGUUUCCUACAGUGCUUCUGAAAUCCUACAACAGAUAGGAGUAAAGAAGCUGUGUGAGUAAGGAGAUUAAUUAGGAGCUAAUGUUGAGCAGGUAAACGUGUUAAACUGUACUUUUUGUCUAUUUUUUGAUAAUAAAUUUUCGCAUUGUGAAAUACCAGACCUCAUGCGGGAGGACUCCUUUCUUAAAUAAAAUAUUAUAUUUGGAGCAUCCUUGAAAGUAGCAACCUCAAAUUUCGUUUCUUCAUCACCAUCCAGUGCUUCUGGAGGAGCACGCUGCAAGUGCAGGAAUGUGGCUGGCUGGCUGCUCUCCCUGUCUUCCAAUAUGAAGCAAUAUCUGAGAAGGACAGCUCCACUUUGCUACCCCGGACCGUAACACGAGGAGCGUCUCACCUCAAUGCCUGAUCAAAUUGCCAAAUACCUUCUCACCCUGACUUCUGUUCAAAAUGAAACUUUCCGGUCACUACAGUGAGGUCUUGCCUGAAGACGUCAGCACGUUAGCAUUCUGAAACCUCCAAAAAUCACUUUUGUGCUGCUGUGUUUUGCUUGCUGUUCUUGUUAUCCUGGUGUAUUUGCCAGUGGAUUGACAAAAUAUGUUCAUGUGUUAGCAGAUUGGGUCCUUUCCUUACUGCAUCACGUAGCAGUGCAGAACCAGAAUGCAGGCAAACACGGGCAUUUUUGUCAGACAAGGCACAGUGCCUACCUCUGCUCAGGGCAGGCCUGCAUUUGCCACUGUUGAGAGGGCAUGUAUUUAACCAGCGAGGAGUGGGGCAGUGUCUGAGCUGGAAGGGGUCCUGCAGGGCGGUGAUGUCCCAUCAACACGUUGUGAGCUGGUCUUGCAGAGCACGGCUGCCCUUCACCCUCAGCCUGGUCAAAGCUGCAGUGGUGGCUGAGCCGCUGCUGCAGGGUGAUGGGUUGUCUUCUGGCUACCUCUGUGCUCUGGAGGUGAAAUGAAGGAUGUUCCCUGCAACUUGUUCUAGGUGCCCUACUACCAGCUGGUGCACUUCAGGGCUUCUUGCUCCUGCCACAGCGUUGAUGGGAGGGGGUCUGUUGCCUGGAUCUCCUUCCUCAGACGGAGACUGGCCAAGAGAUCACUGGAAGGCUUUGGGAUUCUGCAAGUAUCCCCGCUUUUGCGCAGAAAUUAUUCAGAUUUUUUUCAGCUGGAUCAUAUCCCUGAUGGGAGUCCCCUCCUGGCAGUGGACCAAGAAUAAGUGGCUGGGUAACGGUGGGAUUAUUUUUGGUAACAGUACUUGAAUGCCCAUGCAUGACCUUCCUGAUUUACAGCAGGAGGCGGCUCAGAUACCGGAGCCUACAAGGCUGAAGGCUGGCGUGGUAGCUUUAUGAAAUCUAUGAAUGCUGAGGAGACUAAACUGUUGUGUGAUAUGAUAGCGCAAUUCAUGUCUUGAGUAGACAUUGGUGUAGUUAAACAGAUUUAAAUAAAGCAUAAAACAGUCUAAUUUAAA